GCGCAGGGUAGAGAAUUGAUCCUCGAUUACCUGGCUUUGGCUUUGGCUUCGUCUUCGUCUUCGUGUUCGUCAAGUUCUAUUUUGUAUCUCGAGUUUGUGAAGUCGUGUGCUGCCAUCUUCUUUCCAGACAAGCGAGCAGCAUCUGCCUCGGUAUGCCGUGGAGAAGCUGCUAAUAUUCUCUAGACCGGCUUUGUUGUCGAGUUGUCGUUGCUUUCUGCGUUCGGUUAGUUUGUGUUUCCCCUCUUCGAUAAAUUUCUCGUGCUGGUCUGUGCUGCGAGUUCAUAUCCAGUUCCGUAGAGCGAGUGUGAGGGUGGAACUUACAUUUUUUUUGACUGAGAUGGCGCCUCGUAGCUCACCAGACGGCGAUCUGGAGACGGCGAGUGCAUAUGCCAGGGAGGAGAAGGCAGUGAAGAUGCAGCCGGUUGAGACGGUCCUUAAGAUUGCCAAUCCGGGCCCUCUGGGCCUGACUGCCUUUGCUGUUACGACCUUCACUUUGUCUAUGUUCAAUGCUGGUAUCUUGCCUAGAUCCGUCGAGAAGGUCGCUGUUCCGCUGGGUUAUUUUUAUGGAGGGUCUGUGCAGCUGCUCGCAGGACUUGCUGAGAUAUUCGGUCGGAAUACCUUCGGCGCCACCGCGUUCUGCUCUUAUGGCGCAUUUUGGAUUGCUUUUGGCUAUUAUGUGAUGGCGAUAGUUCCGAGCUUCGAUGGGCCGGAAAAGGAGAAGGUUCAUAUUGCCACAGGGGUGUUCUUGUUCACCUACACGGUGUUCACGACGUACAUGGCCAUCGCAUCAAUAAGGACGUUCCGCGCGCUCACUGCCGUCUUCGUGUGCUUGGCUCUCACUUUCUUCUUCCUCACGAUCGGCGAAUGGGGAGAAUCGGACGGCGCGAAGAAGACCGGCGGUUACUUCGGGAUCAUCACGUCCCUUUUGGCUUGGUACUGUUCCUUCGGCCUUGUCCUUCUAGACACCUGGAGGUAUGAGAGCCACGCCUUUCUGUUGUCUCUCGUUGUGCCACUUUUGUCCCGAGUUUAUCUGUCUGCAGAGCCACGCCUUUGUUUGCUGUCUCUCGUUGUGCCACUUUUGUCCAGAGUUGUUACGAGCCGUCUUGAGGUCGUGAAUUUACGGGAAGGCGGAGUGGCUUGUAAUCGGGAUUUUGGAUUUGGGUUUGUGGGCGUGGAAAGCAGGCAGUAAUGUAGAUCUGAUCGAUGGGACAACAAGAAUUGAAGUGUGCUCCCUCCGAACAGUGCGUGCAAGUGACGUGACAUGGUCGUUGAACGCGCACGUCUCAAGCAGGCGGCGGGCGUAUACAAUGACAUACCCGCAGAGUAGAUCUGAUCGAGUGAUGAAAUGGCCUAACGGUUUAGGAAAUAACGGUUAAGGUGUCCUAACGGUUAAAAUAUUUUUUUUGGAUUAGAAUAAAAUUUUCCUGGUUCUGAUUUCAUAUUUGUGCUGAAAUAUUUUAUACGGCGGUGUUAGCGUAGAUUAGAUUAAGCUUCGAGUUUCGUAAUGGGUAGAGAGCAGGUUUUUAACUGAUAGAGGAGGCGCCGAGUUUGCUAACGGUUUGAGAGCAAUCUUAAUGGAUCGGAAGUCGGCUCUUGAGCGAUUGACAGCAGGUUUUGUAAUGGAUUUCCUAACGCUUGGAGACCAGGUUCGUAAUGGAUCGGAAGCCGACUCUCGACGGAUUGAGAGCAGGUUUUGUAAUGGAUGGAAUGAAGGUUGUUAAUGUAUUGAAAAGUUUUUGCCAGAACUGGAAGAGGUUUUUAAUGGACUGAAAGAAGGUUUUUGUCGGAGCCUGCAUCGGGUUGAUGACCCCAUAGCCUCAGUGCCAAGGUACGUGUUUCUAUUAGAGGCAACAGCUAAUGUUGCCCGGUGAACGCUCUGCUCAUUUCUAAGGGAUGAAAGAGGGUUCUUAACGAAUUGAAGGCUCCUGCAUGAGCCUGCAUCUGGUUGACGACCACAUAGCCUCAGUGUCGAGGUACGUGUUUCUAUGAGAGGCAAUCUAGUAUAUUUCCGGGUGAACGCUGGUCAUUUCCAAGUGCUGUUCUUGUGAUAGGUUAGCAAGUCCUGACGAGCAUAUGUGAUCGUCGGUUUCUGCGGCGGAAUGUGCAAAGCACGAGUGGACACGUCGACAGUCAGAUAGCGAUGUUUAAGCAUCUCGCCGGCGAAGAUUAGAUUUGACAAAUUACCGAAGAUUAGAUAGAAGAACGCAUAGAUGGUUAAUUAUCGUGUAGGAGGAUUGAAAUGGUGAGGAAUUUCAAAGAGGAGAUUGGCUAGUUACUUGUUGCGUUCGUUUGGCGGCUUUUGGCCAGCUUAUGCGGGAGGUGGGGAAUAACGCUGCACUGGUGUUAUUUUUUAGCCUCGACGGUUGUCGAAAACGUUGUUGUGCAUUACAGCGGACGAAUGAUUUGUUCGGUCGUUUAUGCGAACAUUAUUCUUUUACAGUCAUGGCAGAUGCAUUUGAGCUGGCGAAUGAUUUGUUUGUGUCGAUCCAUGCGAUUUGGGCGUGAAUCGUAGCAGAUGUACUUCUGACAUGGUCGUUUCUUUUUUUCUGUUCCCCAAGUUGCUUUCUUAAAUUUACUGAUUGUUCAAUUGAAAGGCGGAUGUCUUUGUUCAAGUCGGGCAGUUGAAGAGGUGGAGCGGGAGAUCGUUCGAAUUGGAUAUGUCUUGACUCUUAAGCAAUGGUGGUGUUCUCUACAAUUACGAGAGAGGGUCAUUUCUAUUGUCCAUAGGGUGUCGGACGACUCAGCUGAGAUGCGUGAGGACAUACGAGAGAAUCAUGCAUUGACAUGCGUGCUUAUCGCGUUCAUGGGAACUCCAUGCCUCAGCUGAGAUGGCGCGUUGUUCUAAACUCGCUCACACGUAUUAUACGACGAAGUUAUUGUCGAAAAUUGUUUUGAGCUUCGCUGCCCGCAUUUCUGAGGAGAGUAGAAUAUCGUAUCAUAUGGUGAGAAGCAACGGCCCAAUUGUUUGGCUGUUUGCUGGUACAAAGGAGAUUCAGGUGAUAGGAUUUGAGGGCUACAAAUUGUCGACCGUUGGUGUUGACUGGCGUAGAUCUAAAUGAGACGAGGGUCUUCAUUGUUGCCCACUGAUGUUUCUGUUAUAGACCUUCUGUCUAUCGCUGGCGGGUUAUCUUUGAUUGCAAUUAGAAGA
Molecule: messenger RNA, 3148 nt
Organism: Chara braunii
Lineage: Eukaryota; Viridiplantae; Streptophyta; Charophyceae; Charales; Characeae
Source: the annotation of a GenBank genome assembly